Trifolium pratense (red clover) is the source of this 1488-nucleotide messenger RNA. RefSeq lists its product as uncharacterized. NCBI's taxonomy places the organism in Eukaryota, Viridiplantae, Streptophyta, Magnoliopsida, Fabales, Fabaceae. The record is from RefSeq and is a predicted model, not a curated record. The transcript has a single exon. Bases 1 to 1488 code for a protein of 495 amino acids.
AUGGAACAACAAGAGCAGAUUAAUACGGCAUUAAGAGAGGAUGUUGACUCUAUAAAAACAACAAUGGGUAAGCUCCUCGAGCUAUUCCAAAAUUUGGUCACCAAGGAAAAUACCCCUCAACCGCCAGGGAGUACGGAACGGCCUGAACUCGGCCUUCCCAAAGGCUAUACCCCUCCCGAAGAAGGUGACCCAAAUCAUACUCCUAUCAUAAUACCAGUCACAAAUGAGGACCCUCCUCCUCGAGGGGUUUCAAUGCUCAAAGAGGCCAGUAGCCAACCUCAUCACGCGACCAAAGGUAUGGAAGGUUCUGCGGGAAGCCGAUCAAUGGUUGUCAAUACUCACCCAGAUGUUGAACCUGCUCAAAUGUAUCGGGCUUUCGAGGAAAGACUAAAGGCGGUGGAAGGUUUCAGUGCUUAUGGGGUCGAUGCUAUGGACAUGUGUUUAGUUCUUGAUGUGGUCAUCCCUCCAAAAUUCAAAGUGCCUGACUUUGAGAAGUACAAGGGUGUCCACUGCCCAAGGAAUCACUUGAAGAUGUUCUGCAGGAAGAUGGCUGCACACGCCACUGAUGAGAAGCUUAUGAUCCACGUGUUCCAAGAUAGUCUAAGUGGGGCAUCAUUGGAUUGGUAUAUGCAAUUGGAGAGGACCCAAAUCCAGACAUGGAAGGAUCUUGCUGAUGCUUUCCUAAAGCAAUACAAAUAUAACUUGGACAUGGCUCCCAAUCGCCUACAACUUCAGAACCUCACUCAGAAGCGCGAUGAAUCAUUCAAAGAGUAUGCUCAGAGGUGGAGGGAAUUGGCUGCUCGUGUGCAACCACCGCUAUUGGACAAAGAAUUGGUUGACACGUUUAUGAGCACUCUGCGAGGCCCAUACUACGAGAAAAUGAUAGGGUGUGUAACAUCUGGUUUUGCUGACAUGGUGAUAAUCGGAGAACGAGUGGAAGAGGGGUUGAAGAGCGGUAAAAUAAAAAGCGCCUCCAAUGGUCAAGAUGGGGCAAAGAGGAAGAUCGAGGGCGAAACUAAUGCCAUUGCGGUAGGGACAUCACAAGGGCCCACAGCUCAACUACCGUAUUUCCAAUACCCCUAUGUGGCAGCGGUAGCCCAAGGGCAAUACCCACAACCGGUGUAUCCUAUGACUCCAGCUCAGCAAAAGCCUCAAGAACGGCAAAAUGGGUACCAACACAAAAACCCACAAAAGAAUCAACCUAGUCUUGAAAGAAAGAACGUGCCCUUUGAUCAGAUGCGCUUUGAUCCCGUACCUCUGUCGUAUGGUCAAAUCUUGUCGUACUUAAUUCAAAAAGGAUUGGUUGAGCCAAGACCUCUUCCCCCUGCAAAAAAACCAUACCCGCCUGGUUUUGAUAUGAAUGUCAGAUGUGACUAUCAUGCUGGGUCACCGGGACAUAAUAUCGAGGACUGUAGGGCCUUCAAGUACAAGGUGCAAGAACUCAUCGACCGCAAGUUGCUGUCUUUCGAGGAAGAAGCCGAUUCGUAG